Messenger RNA from Drosophila bipectinata, 1362 nucleotides. RefSeq lists its product as uncharacterized. The record is from RefSeq and is a predicted model, not a curated record. Lineage: Eukaryota; Metazoa; Arthropoda; Insecta; Diptera; Drosophilidae.
AGGCCGUUAUUUCAGAAUUGACGAUCUGGCAGCACUGGCUGCAAAUAAUAAUAUUUCCUAAUCAAUACCUGAACUGAUGCCCAAAAUACACCGUUUGAGCGACAGACAAUACAUGGAGCUCGAUGGCCUUUUUCAGACGAUGGACAUGCCCACCAGCCAUGAUUCGGAGACGGAUCUGGAGUCUGACUCGGCAUUGUCUCUAUGCCGCCUGAACCGCUACAACGUCACCAACCUGUAUGAUGAGUCGGUUGGUGGGGGGGGAGCAGUGGCGAAUCCGGGGUCUGGUCGCCAGCGCUGCUACACAAUGCCCCACGUGCCGCCACCAGCGCCGCCCUCCACGCCCACUUUAUUGACGAGCUGCAGUAAUGGUAGUAGCAACAGCAACGGAAACUGCAGUUCCUCCACCGUCUCCGUAUCCAUUUCGCCCACCUGCUCGGCCAGCGGCAAUCCGCAUCCGUUGGAAAGUCCACUCAACCACUUCAUUAAAAGCGCCAGGAACUUGCGUCGAGAAUCGCGUAGAUGCGUAGAUUCGGAGCUUUCUAAGCUAUUCAACGUAGUGUCCAUCACAAACCAGCUGACGACGAUCAAGAAUCGCACCAACUCCGGCUCCAAUACCAUUUCCUGCUCCGACCGUGGAAUACUUAACGCAUCGCGUACCAUAUCGAAGCUCAAUGGGGCGACGGCUACCAAGAUCUUCAAGAUCCACCGCGACCCUAAAGAGUUUCUGCGUGAGACGGACGAGGAUUCAGUAUCAGCGCCGGAGUACGACGAGGAGGAGGAGGAUACGCGUAUUCGCUACUACCGGCGAACGCGUUAUUCUCGCCAUUUCAAAUCGCGGUUGGCGCGAAAAUGUAGCAGGAAGUUUGCCCGCUUCGAACACCAUGAGCGCAUGGAGACCAUCGUUGACAGCUUCGACUUCAUGAGCGUUAACGAUGCUGACACCUGAGAGGCGGAUCUGGAUACGAACCAAGAUCAUUUCAAGAAUGGUAUAGCUUGGUAGAUGGGUCGGCCAACCAAUGUGAUGAAUGUGAAUUUCAACUAAUUAUUUUUAUUACUACAAACUACUAUUAUUACGAUUAUAAUUACCGAUAUUUGAGCUGUUCUCUCCAUACGUUUAGUUUCCUUCUAUGCCGAUUGCCGUGGCGUCCGAGAGUCGUCGCCACCAUUCUGUCCCGUCCGAUAAGAUUGGGUGUCGGUUCUCGGAAGCAGCGCAGGGCUUGCAUUUAGUUUAGAGCUUAGUUUUACGUGUCUACGCCUCUGGGGCGGAGCAGGUGCAGCCGACCACCGACUGGUUGUUUGCUCCACAAACAGAACGAUUCCAAUAAAUGCACAAAUCGUGUUGUAUUCGAGAUGAGAGAUUAA